AUGCCGUCUAUUUCCCUCCACCCCCGCGCGUCGUCACGCAACAACGCUCACAAUCCCCUCCCCCAGCUUCUCCAAACCCCCUCCGGCCUCGCCCUCCUCGAGCUCCAAGGCACGAUAAAUCUACCAUUCCAGGAAAAUCUUGACGCCGAGAACGAAUCCACCGAUUUUAACAGCCCCUCCACAUACGAGACCCCAAUCGGCAAGCUCAUGUUUCCGGACUACUCGCAAAACGCGAAAGACGACACGAGCUGGAUGAAAAGAGCUUACCUCUAUGUUGGACGGUACCAGAGGAUGACAGGCGAAGUCAAGAAAUUACCCAAGCCACUUGCGAUUAUUCAGCGGCGGCAGACGGACGGCGCGGACGAUGCACGGGAACAGCUAGAGGUUGUGGAAAUUGUGAAAUAUAAGCUCAUAUUCAAGAACCGGCCGGAGCCGGUUAAUGAUGUUUGA
This is a messenger RNA of Aspergillus nidulans FGSC A4, 450 nucleotides long. RefSeq names its product Ctf8 family protein. The coding region runs from base 1 to 450 and encodes 149 amino acids. Gene Ontology annotation, cellular component: Ctf18 RFC-like complex; nucleus. Gene Ontology annotation, biological process: mitotic sister chromatid cohesion. The transcript has a single exon. The record is from RefSeq and is a predicted model, not a curated record. NCBI's taxonomy places the organism in Eukaryota, Fungi, Ascomycota, Eurotiomycetes, Eurotiales, Aspergillaceae.